This is a messenger RNA of Panicum virgatum (switchgrass), 2916 nucleotides long. Its product is annotated as nuclear pore complex protein NUP58-like. Gene Ontology annotation, cellular component: nuclear pore. The transcript has 7 exons. The coding region runs from base 88 to 1617 and encodes 509 amino acids. The record is from RefSeq and is a predicted model, not a curated record. Gene Ontology annotation, biological process: nucleocytoplasmic transport. Lineage: Eukaryota; Viridiplantae; Streptophyta; Magnoliopsida; Poales; Poaceae. Gene Ontology annotation, molecular function: structural constituent of nuclear pore.
GAGCCCAGUCCAGGCCCCACGCAAUUCACAGGGCCCUAGAAGGGCAGAUCCGUCCACUCCACGCCACCCGCCAUCUCGGCUUCCGCCAUGCCUGGCCUCGAUUGGGACCUGAACCUGGACCCCGAGCUGCAGGCCGCGGCCAGGCGCCUCAGCUUCUCCGACGCCGACUUCCCCUCCUCCCGCUGCGGGCUAUCGGACUUGAAGGUGCCGCAUCCGAAUCCCAUAUUCCACGCCACCUCGCGCAACCAGAGCCGUCUCCCGACGAUCAGCGAGAAUACCUCCGAUGAACUAGCGGCGACGCAGGCACCCGCCCUCGAGCAAUGCACCGGGCCUCCGUUAUCUCUGGGGACGGCCGGGUGGCUGUACCAGGGGCGGGGAGAGACGCCGACGCCUACGGCCGGUGCGCCCGUGGCGACUUCGCUUCCCCUCGCUUCUCCUGGGUCAUCGCAGUCUCAGCAAUUCCUGGACGCGGGGGCGGCGGCGAGGAUGUUGGAGCAACGGCGUCAGGCGGAAUUGCUUGGGUCGUUUGGGGAGCAUCAGCAGCGGCGCCAGCAGGGGUUGGCCGCGGAUGCGGGUUUGCAGCAGGCGGCGGCGGCGGCGCGGCCGCAGCCGCAGGUGCUGAUGCUGUACACGGUGGAUGGGGGUGCCGCCGGAUACGACACCAAGUGGGACGAGCUGCACCCGGUCUCCCAGGGGCUUCUUCUUCAAAUCGAGGACAACAUUAGGGAGUACAGAUAUGAUAGUGAGCAGUUGGAUGAGUGCAGCCACCUUGAUGACCUAUCACCGUUCAAUUUUGAAUUUGAUGCUGGUCAGAUUACUCAGCAGGAGGCUGCAUCUAUUUCUACCAUCAUGGACAGAGAGAAGAUUUCAAUUGAGAGUUUAAUGACUGUUAUCAAAGAAAUUAUUUGGAACACCGAUUUUGCUAUACGUUCCUAUGUAAAGCUGAGGCCAAGGUUUGUGCGUUUAAGUGCUGGAAUUGCAAAUCACUCUGGAUCUUCUGAUGCUCAGACUGAUUUCAGUCAGCUCUUGACUAUGGCACCAAGCUUUCAUCGUUAUAGUAGUGCUGCAAGGCGGCCUUCUCCUUUUGUGCAACACACAGUUGCCAGGUUUGAGGAUCAACUUGGAGAAUGCUGCAAAUGGAUUCUAGAACUAGAACAGCGUGUCCAGAUGAAGGAUAAAACCUUUGCAGAACCUUUGGAAUCUCUGUCAAAAGUUGUGUCUAAUAUCCAUGACUAUCUAAUGCAUGUGGCGUCUAAGGUGGAACAUAAUCAUCAGAGUGCUGAAACAAUGAAGACUCAGUAUCUGAAGGAUCGACGAUGCAGGGAUGAUUGGAGUAAUCCUUUUCACAAGGCAAAUAGAAGAGAGGAAGCUAAACAACAAGCAACUGCCGGAAUAAUCCAUCCGAUGUUGCAUCUAUCACCUCUAGGCCAGCCAACAACACUGGUUGCUGUGCCAAUGAUAUCAAGCCAGCUACAGCAAACUUUAUUCCCCAUUGUAGCAACUUCCCCAAGCUCUUACCCAGUCCUGGCAUCCCAUCUUCUGCUACGUCACCUUUCUCAAUACCAUAUGAAGGUGGAAUGGCAGUUUCAGGCAUCAAUCGUUUACCUUCUGGCGUGAGUGAACUUUGAUUUUUGCAGGAAGGAAGCCACCCAGAAGAAACUGCUAACCGUGCAUUUCAUAUUCUGUUGUAAAUCCAUUUGACUCCUUCCCUUUCCCCUCCUUUUUCUGCAGCAGCUUGUGGUCAACGUGUUACCCCGUGUUUCUUUGGUGUAUUGCACGGACAUUUUUACACUUCUACACAGGUUUAAAGCUUUGACUAUUGCACAGCACAUUUUUACACUUCUUUGGUGUAUUGCACAUUCCAGUUGAUACAUACUAGAACAAAAAAUUCCAGCUUCUUCAGAUCAUAGAAAAAUCAGAUCAGGACCUUUGCAGUAUACUUGUUUAGGGCAUUGGUUCAUCUAUACUUCUAAAGUAGCAAGUUGCAUGCUUGCUCUGUGUCGCCGAAAAAUAAAUCAUAAAAGCAAAAGGAGCCACAUGUGUUGUUGGAGGGUCCCUGAUGUGUCUAUAGCAUGGUGUGAUUUCAUUAUCAAAGUCUGAUGGUUUGCCGAUCUGGAUGCUCCCUUGCUUCGUUAUUGCCUCCUUGCCCAGUUAAUAUUAUGUAUCUGCCUCUGGGCUACGUCAGUGCUUACGGCAGUUCCUAUGUCACAAGCCCAGCAGAAAAUUAGUGGAACUUCAGAUGUUGAAGUUCUACUACUUAGACGAUUCCUCAGCUUAUGCUUGUACAGAAAAGCAACUUGAAUUGUUAUAUGGACCCUAUGCUGGCGAUCAUGUAUUCAUCUUUGCCCCCUCUGAAUCGUUCUAACCAACCAUGCGGUGCCCCUUCAGACGUUAUUUAUUUCUGUUGGAAUCUGGACUGGUUCAACUCUAAUCCGAAUCUAAAUGUGUUUCCUUAAUCCUCCCUCGCAGUUUGGAGGUGACAUGGCACAUGCUCUCUCUUACGGCUCGUGGGCGGCAACCACGUGAGAUAAUCUGUGACCUGGACUGGGGAUGGAGAAGCUGGGAAGAAGCAUCGCCCUGGUAAGUUGGCAACCAACCAACCACUGGAGGCUGGUCAAUGCUUUGCUUUGAGGUGUAGCAAAGUGUCGUCAUUACAGCGCGUAAAACUAGUGGGUUGAAUGUGCUUCAGGGGUCUCUGUCUCAAGUGGAACCGGAACAGGUUCUUUUCCGGUGGUGGGAAUAGGCCAAUAGGGACGCUCAGAAUUUCGCUCAUCCCCUCGAGUGCCAAGAACUGUAAUUUUGUGAAUUUUAGGGAUCCUGUAGAUGAUUUGGUAUAGCUGUGAUGUGAAGACGGUGACUGUAGCAACGAUUAUUUGAUAGAAAGUGCGUAUAGAAAAGAAGGAUAGAAUUGACCAA